AUGAAUAAAAUAUUAUUAUUUAUAUGCGUUAUAUUUUCUUAUAUUAAUUUCACAUACAGUGCUAUAUAUCAAUGUGAUCCAAGUAUUUCAUGUGGUUGUUCAGCAGUAAUCACUAAUGUUACAUCACGGAUUGUCGGUGGAGAAACAGCAGCUGUUCAUACAUGGGGUUGGAUUAUUUCUCUUCAAAAUUCAGGCAAUCAUACAUGUGGUGCCAGUCUUUUAACAUCUGAAUAUGCUGUAACAGCAGCCAGUUGUGUACAAGAUUAUGUGCAAGAUACGUCUGUAUUAACAAUUCUUGCUGGUACUAACGAUUUAGAUGAUACAUCCACUACAACUAUUCAACAAAGAUCAAUCAUUUCUAUUAUUACGCAUCCCGAUUAUGAUUCAACCACUAUGAUAAAUGAUAUUGCUAUUCUUAAAUUUUCUCCACUUGAUAAAUCAUCAAAUUCUACAAUAGCUUUUAUUUGUUUACCACAAGACGGGAUAGAUCCAUUUCAAAAUGAUACUGCUCUUGUAGCCAUUGGAUGGGGUAAGACAUCGAAAAAUGAUACUGUUCCAUCUGAUUCUCUUCAACAAGUAACAAUUCAAACAUUAUCAUCAACAUCAACUGAAUGUCAACAAGCCGGUUUAGUCAAUCCAUCUGUGCAAUUUUGUGCGGGAGUUAUUGGUGGUGGUAAAGAUACAUGUAUUGGUGAUAAUGGUGGUCCAUUAAUGGUUUUUGUUAAUAAUAGUUGGGUAUUAGUAGGAAUAACAGAAAGCCUUUUAGGAUGUGGUGAUGCAGGAUUAUCUGGAUUAUAUACACGAGUGUCCUAUUUCAUUUCUUUCAUUAACUCAAGCAUUAAUAGUCUAGAGACAGAAACAACAUCGGGUUCAACAGAUGAUUCGACAUCGGGUUCAACAGAUAAUACACCAUCGGGUUCAACAGAUGAUUCGACAUCGGGUUCAACAGAUAAUACACCAUCGAGUUCAACAGAUAAUACACCAUCGGGUUCAACAGAGAGCACACCAUCGGGUUCAACCGAGAGCACACCAUCGGGUUCAACCGAGAGCACACCAUCGGGUUCAACAGAGAGCCCACCAUCGGGUUCAACAGAGAGCACACCAUCGGGUUCAACAGAAGGCGCAACAUCAGCUUCAACAAUGGCAACAACAGUAGUAACAACAACGGUUUCAUUAGCUACAUCGACAAGUCAACAGACAACUAGCCCAGGAAAUAAUGGAAAUAUGAUAAAUACAUCAAUAACAUUUCUGAUACUUUGAAAUUUAGUUAAUAAAUUAGAAACUAAUUACAAAGUUAUCUGUCCGCGAACACCUGUUAUUAUUAUUGAACAUUUAUUAUAUGAUGCCCAUCUAUUUAAUGUUCAACAUCCUCAUCUGGUUAAUAAAACAUCAUCAUCAUCAUCAAAUUCUAAUACUCCUAUGUCAGAACAUAUAAAACGUCCAAUGAAUGCUUUUAUGGUAUGGUCUCGUGGACAACGUCGUAAAAUGGCUCAAGAAAAUCCUAAAAUGCAUAAUAGUGAAAUAAGUCGUCGUUUAGGUAUUGAUUGGAAAUUAUUAAACGAUGAACAAAAACGACCAUUUAUUGACGAAGCUAAACGUUUACGUGCAUUACAUAUGAAAGAACAUCCAGAUUAUAAAUAUCGUCCUCGUCGUAAACCGAAAUCUUUAAUAAAAAAAGAUCGUUUUCCAUUUCCAUUUCCAACAUUUCCUCAUCCUCAAUCUCAUCAUCAUCAUCAUCAUCACCAUUCUCUAACGACGAAAGAUUCAAUGGAUUUAUCAACACAUUCAACAACUGAUACAAUAUCUAUACAACAACAAAUUAAUGACUCAUUCGCAUUGAAUCUUGAAAAAUGUCGUUCAUUAUUACCACCACCACCACCACCAACAUCUCUUUAUCCAUAUUCAACUGGAAAAUUAAGUGAAUUUUCAACAGCAGCACUUGCUUAUAAUCCACUUGCAUAUGCUGCAGCUUUUUCAACACAUUAUCCUUAUAGUAGUAUGUUAUCAGCUAGUUUAGCUGCAGCUGCUGCAGCAACAUCAUCAUCAUCACCACCGAGUGUAUCAUCACCAUCAUCAUCAUCAGCAUCAUCAAAUAAUUCAGCAAAUCCUUAUCAUUUUGGUAUGCAAACAGAAAAAAUUCAUCGACCACAAGCUAUUUUACCUGGUAAAAUACAAUAA
This is a messenger RNA of Rotaria sp. Silwood1, 2178 nucleotides long. The record is from the annotation of a GenBank genome assembly. Lineage: Eukaryota; Metazoa; Rotifera; Eurotatoria; Philodinida; Philodinidae.